AUGGAGUACGACUUGACCUUCUCCGCAAGUGCCAUUAGUGGCCGGUGUGUGGUGGUCAGUGCAGGUACCCAUACGAAGGUAUUCUUUACAGGAACCCCUCAUCCCACAUGUCGCUUAGAGCGUUGCUGUAUGCCUACGUGCUCGGUGGCUUCACGUUCAUCCCCCUCGUCCUAUGCGCACUCAGUCGCCAUCACCAUCUACACGUCGGUACCCGUCCAAGAACCACCCAAGGAUGCCAAAACAGCGCAUGCUCGAGCAUCGACACUAGAGAAGUCCAACUCUGCCCAUUCUACAGAGGCAGAAGGUUCCAUUGCGGCAACUACAGGGGGGAGUGAGGACUGCCGAACUUGGACCUCUCGAGGUCAACGACCGCCCCAGGACUCGGAAAGGCUGGCUAACCGUGCGCCGGACAUUCGAAGAAUCGGAAUUCGACGGAUUUUAUAUGACGUUCGUAAAGUCUUACCUUGAUGCACGGUCCAAGGACCCGAAGCGCUCGCGGCCCAAGGACAUGUGGUACGUCGUACUCAAGGGAAAGAUUCUCUAUCUAUAUGAGGACGAGGGUAUGACGGAGUGCGAAGCCGCGAUAGAGCUAGGUGGCCAUGAGGUGCUGGUAUUCCCGGAGGGACUGGCGGACGGGGAAUUGUUUACCAGACGGAACGCGAUUUGUCUGAGGCCGAAGCCGAAGGCACUUGUUGAACAGGGUAUGCCAAGCGUCACAAGACAGAUGGCGAUGGGGAGUGGGGAUGCAGAGAGGGACGAAGAGGUGUCAGUGGCAGCGGCCGAGAGCGGAAAGGAAGGAGGGAACGGGACGAGAAAGAGACAUUCCAAAGAACGCGACGGGGCCAGUCGAGAACUUGCCAAGGAGGAAGCCUUCAACAUUACCUCGCCAUGGUUUAUCUUCGUCCGAUCGUGCGUGGAGAUGGAAGAUUGGUAUCUGGCACUCGUGCAUGCCUCUGACCACCCAGCCGGUACGCCAUUGCUAAGUCCACUCCAAGCAGUAUUUUCGCCAUUCGAGAUGAACCACCUCGUUGCAACACUCGAUCAACAGCCGGACGUUAUACCGAUGCGCUGGCUGAAUGCACUCCUCGGACGUAUAUUCUUUAGUUUCUACAGGACCCAGAUGCUCGAGUCUUGCAUCAUCCACCGGCUCAUGAAGAAGCUUUCCAAGGUUAAGCGGCCCGCAUUCCUCACUGAAAUUGCAGUCACACGGUUCUCGAUCGGAGACAAGGUUCCGACGCUGAGCAAGCCUAUGCUCAAGGAGCUCACGAAGGAGGGCGACGCGUCGCUCGAAAUAGGCCUCUUUUACAAGGGCGAGAUCCGUGCCACUGUUGAGGCAACCGCCGUGAUCAACCUUGGAGCACGGUUCAAAUCUUACACCGUCAAGCUAGUACUAGCGGUGGUACUGCGCGAGCUCGAGGGGAACCUUCUUGUCAAGGUGAAGCGACCUCCAAGCAGCCGGAUGUGGUAUGCGUUCACGAAACCGCCACGAAUGGUGCUCAACGUGGAGCCCAUCGUGAGUGACCGUCAGAUCACCUGGAGUAUGAUUCUCAAUACCAUCGAGUCCAAACUCCAAGAAAUCAUCGCCGACUCGGUGGUGCUGCCAAACAUGGACGAUAUCAGUUUCUGGGACAGCACAUCCUACGAACACCGGGGUGGCUUAUGGUCAGACGCUGCGCGGACAGAAAAGCCGGUGACCCCUCUGGCAGAAGAAGUAAAAACAGACAUUCCUACAACCUCCGCUGUUUCCGAGGAAAAGGAAUCCCUGAUGACCCAGCUUACGCAGCCCAUUGAUGCACUUGCUUCUGAAACACUUCUUCCGGAUCGCGCCCCAGGUAUACGGUCUGCACCCGCCUCUUGUUCUUUGGACAGCGAUAACAACCCCAAAUCAUCCGCGCGACGGUCCUGGUUCGGUGCGGGAGAGAUGAUCGAUAACGGCGAUGCAAAUGACAGCCAAGAUACUGGCAUCCCACGCGGCAGAAGAAGCAGGGCCCAGGGUGCGGCAGUGGGCAGUACAGUGCCUGCUUCUGGAAUUACCGCUGCACCCGUGUCAAACGUUUUGGAUACUGAAGAGGACGUGCCUAGGUACCUAACCCCGGAAUUUCCACUGCGAUCGUCGUCUGCACAUUCUCAAGCACGCUCAUCUCGCACUCACUCUGUGUCAUCCUCCGUCGGUGAUGAUACAAACGUGCUUUCAGACUCGAGUGUCGCGUCUGCGUCUCAAAGUCCUCGACAUUCGUUUGGUGCAGUUUCUACGACAAGCUCGUUUUUGUCGACCCUCAAGUCAAAGGCUGCAGACAAACAGGCACUGAGUAAUACUGCUAGGGACACAAUACGAAAGUGGGGAGCUAACUGGGCAACGUUGAGGAGAGAUAUCAGCAAGAGUGGGACCCAGGACGAGGUCCCUGAUGCUGGUCCCGCUGACCAGCGUAGCGGGACCGAUAAUACUCACAGCAGGCCGAGUUAUGCAGAGGUGCGGGCAGCAGUUGCAGCACGGAGGGAGCAACACGGGCAAGCUAAUGGGGAAUACAAGGCUUCGUCACCGAUCCCCAUUCCUCAGACAGGAUCACCACGCACAGUGGACAAUGUCAGCUCACGUUCUGCGGAUUCGUCACUAACGAAGACAUCUGACGGGGCAUCUACGUCGAACAAGGCUACUGGAAUAACCCUGUCCCGUUCGGUGGGAGAUAAGAAUGCUGAACCUUUCUACGACCACGACUUCAGAGAUGAUCACCCCGGACCGUCGCCCAUACAUACACAGCCAUCUCAGGCACGCACAAUGACCAUUCCCGGCAUUCAUGCUAGCCAUCGUGGAGAGAUCAUGUCACUGGGGAACGUUGCGCCUGUAUCCCAUCCUACGGAGAAUAAGCCCAAGGCAACGACGAUUCAGAGUAUGUAUCGUCUAUGGAAGAGUCCUACGCUUUCUGGUCAACAGGAUGGAUCGGAAUCUCAGACAGAUACGCGUUCCGAAGGUGCGGAUUGUAAUCAAGAUGUUACGCCUCUUGCACUGUCACCAGACUCAACCCCAACACCACCAUCAAAGCCUGUGCCACCCCCAUUACCACCGAGGACGGUGUGUUCCGCGAAACUAGCGCCACAAGUGGCAGGGGCGCAGGAUCUGAUUGAACGGCCCUCAUUACCAUCUACGCAAUUUUCGGCGAGCGACGGGGCGUCGGAUCGCGAGUUGCCAGUUUCAUCGAGUUCGCCCGAACACGUAACCGAGGUCACAGAGCCAGCACGGGUACGGGGUCCAGAUUCGAAGCCACCACUGCCGCCGAGGAGGAUUCAUACGCCAGCUUUGUGAUCUUGUGCUGUCAUUUUUUUUUUCCUGUCGAUGUCAUAUACACGGUAAUAGUUUAGUCAUUAUUCUAUCGUAUUUGCUGUCCCUGAG
Messenger RNA from Pisolithus orientalis, 3388 nucleotides. RefSeq lists its product as uncharacterized. Lineage: Eukaryota; Fungi; Basidiomycota; Agaricomycetes; Boletales; Pisolithaceae. The record is from RefSeq and is a predicted model, not a curated record. Gene Ontology annotation, molecular function: lipid binding. Gene Ontology annotation, cellular component: endoplasmic reticulum; ERMES complex. Gene Ontology annotation, biological process: phospholipid transport. The transcript has 2 exons. The coding region runs from base 443 to 3301 and encodes 952 amino acids.